AUGCCAUCUCCUCCUCCGCCGGAUCCACCGGAUCCGGCUCCUCCUCAUAAGUCAAUGUCUCUAGAUCCUCCUCCCCAGCCAAUUGUAUCUUCUCCUCCGCAUCCGCCAUCGCUUGGGUCUAAUCCGAACAUAAAUCCACCGCACUCAACCACAUCUCCUUUGGCGGUGAUUCUGAAUCUCGCCGGUCAUGCCGGUGGUCCUCUCAGAUUUUUCUCUCCGAUCUUCCGACUCCAACCAGAGAAUUCAAAUUUAGCUUCACAUUCGAUUCCUUCCAUCACGAGCCCCCUCCCACACUCUCAGUCGGUAUUUUCCGGCAAGCUGCACCUUUCCGGCGUGACGAAGGGUUUAGUCGAACUCGCCUGGUCCUCCUCACCCGUCGCGUCAAUCGUCGUCAAAGACAACUACCUACUUUGUGGAAAGUUGGGCCUUGCCCAUUCCAUCUUCGUUAGGAGUCUUGGGCCCAAGUGUUUUGGGCUUCCUGAUCCAAUAAGAAGGUUUAUCAGCCUUCUUCUUUGGUUGCAAUUGAUACGUUUGAUGGUACUUAGUCCGUUGAGGCUCUUUGCCUCUACUCAAAUUUCCUCCAUAUCGGGCAUGGAGAGAUUCGUGUUAUUCUCUUUCUCUCCCAGAAAAAGAAUUUGUUCAUCAAAUCCCCUUUCUAUGAGAGACGGUGCUUCUUCGGUAAUAAUAUCGAGGAAAAUUUCCAACAUACUCAUCGCUUUGUCUUCUUGCGUAGCGGUCUCUAUGGGGUCAGAAGAAGCAACCAGACUCGUUACACGGUCCGGAGAGGAUUGA
Arabis nemorensis is the source of this 792-nucleotide messenger RNA. The record is from the annotation of a GenBank genome assembly. Lineage: Eukaryota; Viridiplantae; Streptophyta; Magnoliopsida; Brassicales; Brassicaceae.